This is a messenger RNA of Musca domestica (house fly), 471 nucleotides long. Its product is annotated as probable serine/threonine-protein kinase MARK-A. The record is from RefSeq and is a predicted model, not a curated record. The transcript has a single exon. Lineage: Eukaryota; Metazoa; Arthropoda; Insecta; Diptera; Muscidae. The coding region runs from base 1 to 471 and encodes 156 amino acids.
AUGUACAACACCUAUUUAAGUAUUGCUGCUGCUGCCACAACCUCUGGCCAGGAUCAGGCAGGCAGUUGUCACAACACCAUUGCCAUGGCUCGACAUCAUGCAAAACAAUUAAUGCAAAACCACCUGAAUAGUUUAAAUAACAAUAGCAACAACAACAACAGCAACAAUAAUAACAAUAAUGCCCACCAAAUGAUGCAACAACAACAACAACAUUCGCACAGUCAAUCUCUCAAGUCAAGGGGGGAAAGUGAAAACAAGAAUAACAAUUUACAAGUCUUAAGUACAACAACAACACCUUCAACAUCGCCACAGCCUCAGACCCCGGCACGACCCCCAGUAGCAGCAUCAUCCUCUCCCAGAGGAGGUCUCACAACAAUGGCUAGCCCCCACCAGCACCACCACCAUAGCAACAACAACUCAAUGGGUAUGGAUAAUGUUGUAAUGUUUCAGCAGCAAUUAAAACAAUUCUAA